UACGAGCUGCUGACGACAGUGACAACGAGUUGUAAAUAAUUAACAUUAUGGCAUCUAGCAAAGUUAAUGUGCAGCAGAAAUUAAAAAAUGAUAUGGUUGUUUUUGUUGAAUGUGGUGACAUAUUCUCCGUCAAAGCUGAUGUCUUAGUUUAUAGUUCUGGAUCAUCAAAGAAGAACCCAGGUGCAAUUGCACGGCAGUUGGACAUACGCGGAGGUGUGAGUUACAGGGAUGCACUUGCCAAGUUACACAAAAAACACAAAUUCCUUGUAGAAGGAAACAUAUAUGAACUGCAUCCAGGUGAUUUAUACAUAGAAUUUAAUAGUAUCUACUUAGCAGUAACAACCAUGUACACUGGACGUACCAGCACAGAUUUAUCAAAAUGGGUAGAGGAACUUAAGAAAUUGUAUUCUACAAUACUUCACAAGGCAGAAAAGAGUAAAAGAAAAAUGAUCACUUUACCCAUUUUGGGAUCAGGUUUGGCAAACGGACCAGUUGAUAAGUGUAUAAAAGCAGCUAUUGAAAGUUUUAAUUAUUUCAAACGUAAACAUUUAUUAUUCAUUAAUAUAGUUUCUAAUGAUUACAAUACAUACUUAAAGAUAUGUGAUGAAUUAAAGUCAAGGGCACCAGUAGACACUAAAAUUACAUCAUCAUCUACAAGUUCAAAAAACAGUUUUAAAAAAUCCUUUGAUACUGAUGCAACACAUUCAAUAAAACAGAUGCCAGGGGGACGGAGCUAUGCUGAUGUCACUGUUUCACAAAAGAAUGAUGGUAGUAGAUCGCAAAAUAUUGAUGAUAUGCAAUGUAAAACAGAAAAAACCAAAACAAAACGCAGAAUAUCAAAGGAGAGAUCCAAAUCCCCAAAUUGUCAACGUACUAAUGAGAGCUAUGAAGACGUAGAAAAUAAUCGUCUUUGCCUUAAGUUUGGGGCAGCUAAUGACGUCUGUCCAAUUGCAAGAGGUAAGGAUCCUGAAUAUGAAAAUACCUUACAAAGAGAAAUGCAAAAUGGCAGUGACGAGGAAGAAGAUGACAUUGAAACUUGCGCUAUCUGUAUGGAUGUAGCUUAUAAUCCAAAAUGUUUGAGUAAAUGUGGCCAUGUUUUUUGUACAGAUUGUAUUGAGACCUGUUUUAAACUUUACAAACCUGUCUGUCCAACUUGUGGAACAACUUAUGGUAUUUUGAAAGGUGAUCAGCCAACUGGUGUCAUGAAGAUCACAAAGUCCAAAAGAGGAGUAGAAGGAGAAGAAAAUUGUGGCUGCUAUGAGAUAAAUUAUGCUUUUUCAUCUGGUGUUCAAGAUGAGAAUCAUCCAAAUCCAGGCACCAGGUAUUUACCUACAAGUCGUACAGCCUAUUUACCGGCUACAACCAAGGGUAAAAAUGUCUGUAAGAUGUUAAUAGUAGCAUUUAUGAGAAAACUGAUUUUUACGGUGGGAAGAUCGACAACAACCGGACAAGAAAAUCGUAUUAUGUGGAAUGAUAUACGCCAUAAAACAUCCAUGUCAGGCGGUCCGAUGUACUUUGGUUUUCCAGACCCCACAUAUUUGAAACGUGUAAAGGAAGAAUUAGCCAGUAAAGGAAUAACAGAAGAUGACAUCCGAGAUGUUAGACUACAUGAUAGUGAAGUCAUCUAUGCUUAAUGUAUAUAAAUAUGACUUAACAAUUGACAAUAAUGACCAUAUUGUAUAAGGCCAUUGUCUAGCUAAUCAGACUUGAUGACGGCAGCAAAGACAACUUGAAAAUAAAAUAUUAAAGAUAUAUUAUGUAAGAUUGAGAUAAAGGGCUGAUUGUUUUUAUACGCCCACAUUGAAAUGUGGUCGUAUAUUGUUGUCACCCCCGGCCUUGUGGACGCUCUAUAGGCUAAAGUUAAUAUCCUAUUGACUUUAAAGGUCACCGGAAAUGGUUUAUAAAUUUUUUAAAUAAUGCAAGUAAUUAUGUCAACAUAUCAUUUCCAUAAGUAUAACACGAACCCGAAUGUCAAUAUUACCUGCAACAGGUAAAUUUCAACGUUAGCAAUUUCCGCCAUUCUCCGAGGGUAGUCGUAACUUUCCGUAAAUGUGACGUCAUUUUAGUCCCUCUGCUCAUAUUCUAGUCUAUAUUUCUAUGUGCAGAAGGACUAAAAUGACGUCACGGAUUGCUUAUUGACGGAAAGUUCCGACUACCGACGGAGAACUGGCGGAAAUUACUAAUGUUGAAAUUUACCUGUUGCAGGUAAUAUUGACGUUCGGGCUCGGGUUAUACUUAUGGAAAGGAUAUGUUGACAUAAUUACUUUCACUUUCUUAACGUUAGCAUGGGGCAGAACUUUAUAAAAACCAAAUUCUAAUGGUUUUCUGAUAAUUACUUGUUACUCUUAAUCAGAUUUUAAUGUAUCAUAAAUGUUUCAUUACCGAAAAAAGUAAAAAUAUGCGACAACUCUUGUUGACUGCCCGUACGAUAUAGCUGCUGUGGGCGUAUGUUUCGUUGCCUGGCAACCUAUCUUUUCUAUAAUAGUUAACAAAUAGAUAAUGAAAAAUGAAUAUAUUGAAAAUUUGAUUCAAAUUACUUUAUUCUGAGUGAAGUUAUUACUGUUUGAAGAUGUAUCGUAGAUCAUUUAUUAUCAUAGUAAUGUUACUAGAUAAAGGUGAUUAAGUCUGGAUUAUCCAUUUUGUCCAUCCGAUGGUCUGGAGAGUUAAUUAUGGGGCUUGUAAUGUUAAUAAAUGUCUAAAUAAAACAUUGGAAGCCAAAAUAACGACUUACCGCUUUAACCCUUAAAAGCCUGACUAGAAAUAAUUGAAUGAAAAAUCUUCCACUGAGUCAAUAACUACCUAUCUAAUGAUCCAAGAAUUCGGAAUGGCAGUUUCAUUGCUCCAUAUCCAGGUUUGUGAUUUAUUGCAGAGAUACUAGAUAAAGUUCUAUUUCCGCAGGACAGAGACACUCGUUUGAACACUCCAGAAUUAAAUUCUGGUGAACAAGACGAUGUGGGACCACAAUUAUAUUUCAAGUGAAUAAGAAAAGGCUGUCUAUAAUUAUAUACAUAUAAUUGUUUGAGACUUUUUAGUGUCUUGUAAACACUCCUGUUAUUUUUCCGUCUAUUGAUUUACCCAAAACACACUGUAUUUCAAAUAAAACAACACAUUUUUAUUGUUUUUUUCUUUCUUUUUAUAUACAUAGAUGUUUAAUAUAUUAUAUCAAAACUUUACCCUUUUUUUUAACAGAAUGACAACUCUUAUUGUUAUGCUAAUUAAUUAUAUUGAGUGAGUGUUGCGUUGUAUUUAUAUAAUAUUAAAUAAACCGUGAG
Patella vulgata (common limpet) is the source of this 3272-nucleotide messenger RNA. RefSeq lists its product as uncharacterized. Lineage: Eukaryota; Metazoa; Mollusca; Gastropoda; Patellidae. Gene Ontology annotation, biological process: Notch signaling pathway; protein ubiquitination. The record is from RefSeq and is a predicted model, not a curated record. The transcript is spliced from 5 exons. Bases 48 to 1634 code for a protein of 528 amino acids.